Cololabis saira (Pacific saury) is the source of this 2034-nucleotide messenger RNA. RefSeq names its product tyrosyl-DNA phosphodiesterase 1 (gene tdp1). Gene Ontology annotation, molecular function: double-stranded DNA binding; single-stranded DNA binding; 3'-tyrosyl-DNA phosphodiesterase activity. Gene Ontology annotation, biological process: single strand break repair; double-strand break repair. NCBI's taxonomy places the organism in Eukaryota, Metazoa, Chordata, Actinopteri, Beloniformes, Belonidae. Gene Ontology annotation, cellular component: nucleus. Bases 102 to 1922 code for a protein of 606 amino acids. The transcript is spliced from 16 exons. The record is from RefSeq and is a predicted model, not a curated record.
UUGCAAGCCCGCCGUGUUUACUUCGGUUCACUUUUGUGAAGUGAGGAUUAAAAUAUUCUUUCUAUUCUGAGCAGCGUUAACGUGCUUUUGUCUGACCUGGAAUGUCUCAGGACAGUCAGCAUGGAAAGUGGACCAUCUCCAGCAGUGAUGAUGAUGAUGAGCGUCUUCCUCCUUCUGGGGCUCCACCUGAGUCCCGUCGGCCGACUGACACCAAACCUGCGUCUCCAGUCCGGGUGCCGGCCACCAUGAAGGUGGAAGCAGAACCGGCCGGAGGUCACGUGACCUCAGUAGCCAGCGGUUCUGAGGCCAGACAGUCAGAUCCAGUAAAGUACGAGAGCAGCCCUGCCCCGGCCGGCAAGAGGAAGUCCGACGUUUCAGAGGGCACGGGGUGGGCUCUGUCGGACAGCGAUGAGGGGGAUGGAGACGUGAAGGGGAACGGCCUCGGCGACCCGCCCAAGAGAGCGCCAUCGGGGCCCAAAGCAAAGAAGGCCAAGGUUGAGAGCGAGCGUCCUCCCAGCCCUCACGGACGGACCUACUACAUCGACGAGCCGCAGGACUUCUUUGAGUCGUGCGUUCCUUGUCUCAAUGACACCUACAGGUUCUACCUCAACAAGGUCACAGGCCUGGACAGGAAGUACAAUGCCGGGGCUCUGCACAUCAGAGAUAUCCUCUCACCGCUAUUUGGGACCAUAAAAGAGUCUGUUCAGUUUAACUACUGCUUUGAUAUUGCUUGGAUGGUAAAACAGUUCCCAUCAGAGUUUAGGGAUCGGCCGGUUUUGAUCGUGCACGGAGAUAAGCGGGAGGCCAAGGCACGGCUGCUCCAGCAGGCUCAGCCCUUUCCACAUGUUCGCUUUUGCCAGGCCAAGCUGGACAUUGCUUUUGGAACCCACCACACGAAGAUGAUGCUGCUGUGGUACGAGGAAGGUUUCAGAGUCAUCAUCCUCACCUCCAACCUCAUCAGAGCCGACUGGUACCAGAAGACACAGGGGAUGUGGAUGAGCCCUCUGUUCCCACGGUUACCAGAAGGAAGCAGCGCGAGCGCGGGCGAGUCGCCCACCUUUUUCAAGAGGGAUCUGCUGGAGUACCUGGCUUCGUACCGCGCCCCAGAGCUGGAAGAGUGGAUCCAGCGGAUCGGAGAGCACGACCUGUCGGAGACGAGGGUGCAUCUGGUGGGAUCCAGCCCGGGCAGGUACGUGGGCCCCGACAUGGAGCGCUGGGGCCACCUGAGACUGAGGAAGCUGUUGCGCGAUCACACAAAUCCUCUUCCUGGGGAGGAACGGUGGCCUGUGAUUGGCCAGUUCUCCAGCAUCGGCUCCAUGGGACCGGAUAAGAGCAAGUGGUUGUGUGGGGAGUUUCAGCGCACGCUGAGCACGCUGGGAAAGUCUUCCCUCCGUCCGGACCCGUCCAUGCAUCUGCUGUAUCCGUCAGUAGACGACGUGAGAACCAGCUUAGAAGGCUACCCAGCCGGAGGUUCUCUUCCUUACAGCGUCCAGACCGCCCAGAAACAGACCUGGCUCCACUCCUUUUUCCAUCGCUGGAAAGCGGAUGCGACGGGGCGGAGUCACGCCAUGCCGCACAUCAAGACGUACAUGAGGGCUUCGCCAGAUUUCUCACAGCUCGCCUGGUUCCUCGUCACAAGUGCCAACCUGUCCAAGGCGGCGUGGGGGGCGCUGGAGAAGAACGGCUCUCAGGUGAUGGUGCGCUCGUACGAGCUGGGCGUCCUCUACGUGCCCUCGGACUUCAACUUGAAGACAUUCCCGGUUGAUAGGAAUCCAUUUCCCGUCUCAUCCUCCUCCUCCGGAUUCACAGUGCCCUUUGACCUCCCGCCUACAAGCUAUUCUCCAAAAGACCAACCGUGGAUCUGGAAUAUCCCGCAGGCUCAGGCGCCCGACACCCACGGCAACAUCUGGGUUCCCUCGUGAACAAGCCUGUCACCCGUCUGCUGUAUAUAUGUCGCUGCUGCUUCUGUAACUGUUAGCUGUAACGUUUUUACUGUAAGGUGGACCUUUUUUCUAAAAAAUAAAUCAAAUACUU